Arabidopsis thaliana (thale cress) is the source of this 1434-nucleotide messenger RNA. It is a transcript of the gene ATI1, whose product is annotated as mesoderm induction early response protein. Gene Ontology annotation, biological process: substrate localization to autophagosome. The record is from RefSeq and is marked reviewed. NCBI's taxonomy places the organism in Eukaryota, Viridiplantae, Streptophyta, Magnoliopsida, Brassicales, Brassicaceae. The coding region runs from base 256 to 1026 and encodes 256 amino acids. Gene Ontology annotation, cellular component: chloroplast membrane; membrane; endoplasmic reticulum membrane. The transcript has 3 exons.
CUGUUAUUAUCGGUGGCGUACCCAAUCAAUUACCGACUGCAGCCGGUCGCAGCGUCUAUUCAGCCGACCUAAGAACCGGUAUCGCCGGUAUCAAUAAUUGCUGAUCUUUUCCUUCUCUUCUUCCCCAGAUUCUCAAGUCUCUCUAACUUGGAGAGGAGAUAGAAGACAUCUCAUCAUCAAUCUCCGGAUCCAAUCCAAUUCUGCAUCGACUCUUCAGAGUUUUAUUGGGUCAUUGGAGAUUUUUUUCGGUUGAGGAUGGCUAACAAUGAGGAGCAUCCUCCUCGAGGGAAUGAAUGGGAAGUCGUCUCGCUCACUUCAUCAGCUUAUGCUGCUGCUCCUGGUCCGUAUAACGUUGAAUCAAGAGAUGUGCGCAAGUAUGAUGCUUACUAUGGAGCGGAAACUUCACGUGAUCUGUACAUGUCUGAACACUUUGUAUUCCCACCUAGUGAGCAUGAGAAUUUACCCAUUGAUGAAUCUUUAUUCGUGGCGGAGCAAAGAAAGGAUGGCCGAGACUUGAUGCUGGAAGGUCAGGGAUUGUCUGAUCAGUUUCAUUAUGAAGCUGGAAACAACCAACAGAGUAUCUAUGGUGAAUCUGCGCUUGGUUCUUCUAGACACAUGGAAUCAUUCGGAAGCGAAUCAGCCGUGUAUGAACACGGAUUAGUUGAUGCAGAGGGAAACUUAGAUCUCCAUUCUGAUGGUGAGGGUGAAAAGGAUGUAAAAAAAUCAACACACAACCUUCCUUGUGAAGCUUGGUGGAAAAGGAGAGCUAUUUCUAUGUAUUCACGCACAAGAGAAGCAAAUGCGAUAUGGUCCUUAUUCUUUGCAGCUGCGGUCACAGGACUCGUAGUUCUUGGUCAACGCUGGCAACAAGAGAGGUGGCAGGUUUUGCAACUCAAGUGGCAAUCAAGCAUCAGUAGCGAGAAACUGGGCAGAGUACUUGAACCUCUCUCGCGCUUGAAAGACGUGAUUGUGAGAAGUAACCCACAAGCUUCUCUCGUAAGGAGUGGCUCCUCCAGUGAGGUCUAGAGACGAACUAUGAUGUUUGUUGAUUCGACAAUCUCACACAAGCAUAGGUAAGUACAAACUUGGUCUUGAGUUACAUGUGUGCGUGAUUGUCUAAAGCUAUUUACUUUCUUGGGAGCCUAUGUUGCUUCAUUAUCUUGUACUAUUAGAAUGGAGAUCCAGUUGCCUUCUUACAAAGCAAUCUCUUUAGGUGUCAAAAGCGCUUGUACUAGUGUGGAAACUGGAAAAUAUACACAUACACUUUUUUUUCUUUCUAAUUUGGUAAUUAUCUAUUUCUAUUCACUUUUUUUUUCAUUCACUUUCAUUGUAUGCUUACUAUAAGAGGCCAAAUAUAUAACACAUACGUUCUGAUUUGCAGUAGAAAUGACAGAAUCGUACAACAGUAUUAAAUGUUGAAAUGGAUUUGUAGAA